GAGAGAGAGAGAGAGAGAGAGAGAGAGAGAUAGAAAGGGAUUUCACAUCUGGACCAGAAUCUAGAUCAGGAACCCAACAGAGACAGUAAGGCCAUGUCCAGCUCCAUCAAGAGAAGACACUCCAACAAGCAGGGCUUGCAGAACCUCAUAAGGGUGACAGCCCAACGCAGCCAAGAGGAUGCUGAGGAGGUGGAGCGCGAGCGCAGACGGAGAUCCAGGGAGCAGCCCAGAGAGCAGUGUGAGCCUGGAGACCAGGGGGGCAGGCCCACCUGGGGCCCGAGCCCUAACCUGCCACAGGACCCCACACCUCCAACAGCACAGUACGACGAGGAAGUGAAACCUCCUCAAAGCCGAUUGGUUCUGGAAGAGGAUGAGGGCUUUAGCGAUUGGACCCAAAGGUUGGAGAACCGUAAGGAAAGCCUCCUGAGGCAGGAGCACAGCCGGAGGUCUGAAGAGAGCCGUUUCACUCACAAGCAGAAGCUCAAACACCGGGAGGAGGAAGAUAAAAAGGGGGAGGGGCCAGAGACCCGAGGCAGCAUCACGACUCCAGGAACUUCAAGAUACUCAGAGGAAAAGAUAUGUGACAGGAAAAAGGAAAUUGUGAUAUCAUGCAGCUCCUCCGUCUUGAAUUUACCCCAGAAGGCGAGGAGCCUAGCGCCCAAGGUCCUGCCGAGGAACAUCAGCUCUCUUGAAUCAGAAACGACGAGGCCCUGCUCGCCCACUCACAGAGACCUGCACCUGGUGGAUGGAGAGGGGGCUGGGGCCUUCAAGGGUCUGGAUGAGGCCUGUCAAACACACAGGGACCGAGGGGAGCGGGUGGUGGGGGAGACGAAACGCAGGAAGGCAGAGCAGCCGCACGAUAUGGCAGACCUCCAUUACAGCCUGGAUGAAAGAUGUCGGCUUCAGGAUGUGGAGGCGGAGAGUCACAUGACCAUACAGGAAGGAGAAUUGGGCAGUGAGGAGGGUGAUCAGCUGACGCAGACCUCACACAGUAACCAUGGAGACACGUUGGAGACAAACCCCUAUGGGCCCAUGGGCCCAACGUUUAAGAAACUUCUCAUUCGGUUUUAUCCCAAAACGGAGCCCUUAACUUGUUCGUUGAAUAAAAGCAUGAGAAGAACACUGUCACCUACAGCUGAUUCCAAGAUUGAUGACUACACACAUGAUUUCAAGAGCAAUGCUAAAACAGCUAAACCACCGGCCACAGAACUUGCCAAUCCCAGUGAGCCUGUUUCCUUCAAGAAAAACCUGUUCGAGGCUGGUGAUGCAUGGACCCAGAACUCGGUUAAGGUCACACUGUCCAAGGAUGCCGAAGGACUUAAAGUGGGCGUGGCUGACCUCAUCAACCAAUGGGUGAAGGCAAGCCCAGAUGGCACCAGAAGCAGUUCCCCAACCAAACCAGCAGAGAUUAAACCGGGGGAUGUUUUAUGCAAGAAGAACUUGUGGGAGAACCUUGGUGAUUCAUCAUCUCCUGGGAGAGGAGGCAAGGGGAGCUCCCCUGGCAAAAGAUACAAAUUUGUGGUGUCAGGUCAUGGCAAAUACGAGAAGGUGGCUGUAGAUGAUAACGAGUCCGACUGCAGUGAACAUGACAAAUAUAAGCCAGCUGGAGAUUACCAUGAAGAUUUGUGAAGGACACCUUGGAGUCUGGAAAAAGAGUCUGAAAAAUCAAAAACUGGAAAACCCUUUAUAAACAAAUCCGAUUAUUUUACCUAAUAUGUUUCUUUCAAAAACAUUCCUAGCACUCCAUUGAAUUGCAGAUUUUUUUCAGUUCACAUCAAUGUGAAUGCAGAAUAUAUUCAUUUUUUGUCUGUAUUUAUCCCGGUUACCAUCAUUUUUAUAUUUUUGCAAUAUAUGUAUUAAUUUCCUUUAUUAAUAACAUACAAUUCCCUAAAGUUAAUUCACGGAUUUGAACUUGCUAUGCUCUGAUUAUUGUCUCUUGAAAUGUACUAUCACACUAGCUAUUUAGAGUCCUAAUUCUCUGAAAAUGAACCCGGCUUAUGAUGAUAUUGCGUGUGUAUCAAAAGCAGGGACAAAACUAGGUGUUGUAAUAGCUGUAUGAAACGCCUUCAACCAAAAUAGAAAGGCAUGUAACUUGUUACUUCUGACUAGGAUACAUGAUGAAUUAGCUCUGAAAAUAGUCUUCCAAAAAGAAAUAUGUCUGGCUGAAAUAUGGACUUAAAUAAACUGGAUCUAACUCCAACUGUUUCAGAUGGCAAUUUAAUUCUCGUUUUUUUCCCUUAUUUAUGAUUCAAUUGCAUUUAUUACAAUGACAUUCAAACACAGCAUUGGAAUGUAUAUAUAUUUGUAAGUCUUUAAAUCUUACAAACAAGGCUCUUAUCUUCCUGACAAUAAAUACACAUUAGAAAGAUGUUCCUCAGCAAUAGAUGGCCAUUUAAUACAGGCAAUAUAGACCAGAGAAUAACUACAGAGAUGAACGAAAAGUGAAGGGCCUAUGCAAUGGUCCAAAAUAAGCAUGACAAUAUAAAGUUUGAAUCAGAAUCCGUUUGUGUGUUUUAUUUUCACAUUGGGAAGGCGACUGUUUAUUAACGAUUUGUUGGUUUUCCAUACUAAAUGUAUCUCUGUGUCGAGGUGUGAAAGGGCCAAAGUCUAAUUUUAGACAGAAAUGAGAGCGAAUAGAUCCUGACACCCACCACCUGCUCCAUGCACUUAAGGGCUGUCCUCUGGGCAGCCAAUCAGCCUCUGUGUGUGUGUACGUGUGUAUGUGUGUAUGGGAAAUAAAAAGAACUACAAGUCCCAGCAUCCACACAAGUUCACUGUAUACCUCAACAAACAAAAGACUAAUGAGGAUAACAGUUUUUUUUAAUAAUAACUGCUGCGAUCUGGCACAAUACUGGACCAAUUGAAAACUUCCUUUAGACCCUUAGACCUCAUCUGAUAAGAAAAUAGGGUCAAGGUUGAAAAACCCUGCAGUUCAUCUUUAGAUGGGAACAACCUGUAUGCAAUCACAGUUAUGUAAUACUUAUAUGUUAAUGGUAUUUUGACUGUUGACUGUUUGAGUGGGUGUCAGAAUAUCCUGCAAAUAAAGAAAUCUCAGAAAGGGCAGCAAAAAUAGCUUCUAAAUUUGUUUUGUAAGAUGUAGUCUUUAAAAAAUGCUUCCAAUCAGCUUUGUUGUGAAAGUCGUUCUUCCAGUCAACAGAUUAUUGCAAGGCACAUGACACCUACCCCUUUAAAGGCCCUGCGUGGGAUAUCCGUGUCACUUCCAUUGGGUCAACUCAAAAGAGGAAAGUGUAAGUUUAGCUGAGCAAUAAAACAGACAUGACCUCAACAAGUCUGUUCUUUGAAAACACAAAUCAACCAAAUACAUAAAUCAGAUAAUGCGCAUUUGUUAUUUGAAUAACAAAUCAUAAAUCUGAGUUAAACAAAAAGUAUUGAUCGCCCCAAUAUAUAAAUGCCUCAGUAUUAUGCAAAUCUAUGAAUUUAUCCAAAUGUAUAUUUGACUCCUCAUUUGUUCAAAAGUCCAAUUGGUGAAGGUGUAUAUGUUGACCUAUGUUUCUUUUGACACUAUUACAGUUUCUUUGCAAACUAGUCCAUAUGGAUAUGAAUAUAACGAUGCAUCAAAGUAGCUCAGAUCGUGGACUUGCUAUGCCCAAUGCUUUUCACUGCUUGCAGGCCAUCAGGAGUAGCGGCAGCAGACAGGAACACGCGGGGUACCAUAAGCUUGUCAGUCAGCGGAUGCCAAAUUUGAUUGGGUUUACCUUUUGUGUGAUGGCUUGGGGAGUAUGCUCGCAGCCUGCUAAUCCCAGCAUGGAGUGUGACAAGGACUGCCUCAUCCACAACUGAGCCCCAGCCUGCCUAUGGCAGAGGGCAACAGUGUCCGUAACCUAUCCAAAAAUAAAACUCCUGUAGCCCUGAAGCCAAUACAUAAUACCACUGCGCCAGGGCGACGGCCUGUGACAGUUUGACCUAGACGGUGGGGGCAUUCGGGAGCACUACCUGAGGAGUGUAACGUCUCUGAGGAAAGAGUGUUGCUUUCUUACACUCCGCAGAGCGGCCAAUCAGGAUGCAAGCUUAGGGUGUAAGGAAUUUAUUUCACUGCAUGGACAGUUCGAUUUUUGCUAUUAGGGCUGUUUACAUGAAUUUAAAUUAACAUGGAUACAAAGAUACACACACAAAGCUACACAGGUAAGAGAUAUAUCUGAGAAAUCCUUAUGCGUAAUACCUUAAACCAGCCUUUCUCCAACAUUUCAAGCCACGGUCCAGUAGAGCUUGACCCUCAGCCUCUAUAGCCCACUUAGACCGACAUAAAUAAGCCUGAAUAUAUUCAAGUUUAUAACUUUAAUUGCAUAAUCAUUAACAAAAUUGGAUGUUGGUCUCAGUUUUCAAUCAUUGAUUGGGAGUAAUGUCACAUGGGAUUGGUUGACAGAGAACUCUGUAGUCUGAUGGGUCAAAAGUAUUUGGAGUCUGUUUCUUCAAAAGUGAAGCACAGGUUUAUAGAUAAGUUGUUAACAAUUAAAUCAUACAAACAUUUUUUGAGUAGCUGGUAUGCCGCUGCGACCCAUGGUUUGAGAAAUGCUGCCUUACUCAAUGUUUUGAGCCUGUUGUAAUUAUAAACUUUACUAGGUCGUUUAAUAUGCUAUUCAAUAUGCAACUAUUGCAGGGUUAUAAAGUUCAGCCAGAACUUUAAGAAUUUAUAGUAGCCCUUCCCAAUAAUUGUAACUUUGAAGCAUUAACAGAGCAGCAUUAGAGAGUGAAUUCAUCAUAUUUAUUGCAUCGUUCCUAGCCUUGGAACAAGAUUAAUUUGCGAGCUCAUAAUAUAUUUGCUCUGGCAUAUGUGUCUGGCCCCCCUCCCGUUCUGACAGAUUUCCAGCAGGCCUGGGCCAGGCUGGGCCAGUCACAAUGGAUUACAAUACGUAGAGGUUUGAUACAAUGACUGCAAAGAGGAGAGGACAGAUCAGUUCACAUUUCACGUUUUUCAUUGAAGAUCAGUCUUGCCUUGCUAAGGUUGAUUCCAAAAGGAUUUAAU
Molecule: messenger RNA, 4984 nt
Organism: Gadus chalcogrammus (walleye pollock)
Lineage: Eukaryota; Metazoa; Chordata; Actinopteri; Gadiformes; Gadidae
Product: lymphocyte-specific protein 1-like
Exons: 14
Coding region: 94-1629 (511 amino acids)
Source: RefSeq, a predicted model, not a curated record